GAAACAUGUGAGCACAUAGUAAGCCGAAAUAGAGAUAGAGAUAGAGAGAGAGAGAGAGAGAGAGAGAGAGGAGAAGCUUUGCUGGCAAAUCUCUCUCUCGUCUUCGUCUUCGUCUUCUUCACCAUUUCUGAGACUCACGAGCUACUUGCUCACUCCAUUGAGCUGCUCUGUCUCUUCUUCGUUGGAAGAGAAAGCAGAGCAUCAGCCGGAGCAAACCCUAGUGGGAGCAGGGUUUCGGUGAGGGCGAUCCCAAAUGUGGCAGGUCCUGUUAGCUGCCGCCGUGGCGGGGUCCACCGGACUCGUCGCCAAGCACUUCCUCGCCCCGGCUGCCGACCUCUCCAAAGCUCUAGACUCCGAUCAUGCCCCGGAGCUGGAAGCCGCCGAGCCUUCGACCCCCCGGGCUACCAUCUCGGUCCCGAAUGCGUCUGAAUGCGAGCGCAGCUGCGGGAGAUCGGAGGAUAUCUUCAGGUUCUCCAGCUCCGGGUCCAGCAGGGCUCAUUCGAAGGGUUCGAGGAAGAAGUUCGGGAGCGGUUCUCGGAAAUCUGCCGGAAAGAAAGCUGAUGGCGGAGACAGUGGCACGGCGCAUAGUAAGAGCGGGAGGAAGUUCCGCAUCUGCUUGAAGAGGAGGAAGACUGGCAAGAAUGUGGCGCCGAAAUGCGGAUUGGGCUUGUCGAAAGAGAGCUCUUCAUUCAACUAUGGAUUGGGUGUUGGAAUCAUGUACAUGAUGUCCACUGGGAAAGCUGAAAUCAGCAGGCUCAACACAGCAAUGGACGAGACUGCUAAAGUCGUUAAGGAACUAAAAACAGAGCUUCAUCGGAGAAGAUCUUCACAGAAUACGCAAUAUUUGAGCUCGGCAAAAGGAUCCUAUGGCAGCUCACGAAGGCCUGCAGGCAAGCAUAGCCAACUAGCAAAUAAAUUGAGGACAGAGAAUACUGAGCCCAAUGAUACACAAAUGUUUCCGCUGCCAGCAGUCGAUGAUGGUGAAUAUGCGAGUAGCGUCCUUACUGAGGAACCUGAGCAGGAGGUAAUGGAAAUGAACCAACUGGAAGCAGAACUCGAGUCUGAACUAGAAAAGCUUCCGUGGAGCCUCGGGGAUAUGUCUUGUGAAACACAGCCAUAUAUAGCAGAGACUGAAGUUGCAUAUGCAAUGGAUCACGAAGCUGGACAUGAAGUUCCCGGCUCUUGUCAGUUCAGUGGUGUUCGACCAUCUGAGCUGAAUCAGAAACUCUCCCGCUUGCUCAUCGAACAGCAGGAUAGCCAAAUAACAGAGCUGGAGACAGAACUGAACUCGACUCAAUCCAAGCUCCGUGAGAAGGAAGCCGAGCUACAGGCACUUAAGGACUGUGUCAGACGACUCACCAACUUUUCCAUCUCAAAUGGCUCGGAUGAUGAAACGGACGCACAUGAUGGGGAGGAAUGGACGGGCAACUGGGAUUACAGUAAUGGCUUGAGAUCUGAUUCUGCUCAGUCAAGCAGACCCGUGGUCGGCAUGAAGAGGCCCAUUGACGCCUGAGCUAUUAUAUCUGUGAGGCCAUGGCCAUUAGAGCAGAGGUUUCUUCUCCAUGAAAUGGCAGGUAGAUAACUAACAAUAAUCUUAACCUCUGAAUGUUACAUUUUGACUGUAACUGAAACCAUGGAAUCACAGUGGACCAUGUGGUUCAGUGUUAGUUAUUUUAAAGAGUAGAUCUUAGGACUUAAUGAGUUCUAAAAAUGCUAAUAUCCUUGGCAUCAAAGUGGGCCCCCCGCGCUUCUUCUGCCAUCUUUAAGAACUGUUUAUCAUCUUCUAAUAAUAGAGAGCUAUUUUCAACA
Punica granatum (pomegranate) is the source of this 1809-nucleotide messenger RNA. The record is from RefSeq and is a predicted model, not a curated record. NCBI's taxonomy places the organism in Eukaryota, Viridiplantae, Streptophyta, Magnoliopsida, Myrtales, Lythraceae.